This is a messenger RNA of Wallemia mellicola CBS 633.66, 1581 nucleotides long. RefSeq lists its product as hypothetical. The record is from RefSeq and is a predicted model, not a curated record. The transcript has 2 exons. Lineage: Eukaryota; Fungi; Basidiomycota; Wallemiomycetes; Wallemiales; Wallemiaceae. The coding region runs from base 22 to 1524 and encodes 500 amino acids. Gene Ontology annotation, biological process: phenylalanyl-tRNA aminoacylation. Gene Ontology annotation, cellular component: cytoplasm; cytosol; phenylalanine-tRNA ligase complex. Gene Ontology annotation, molecular function: ATP binding; tRNA binding; phenylalanine-tRNA ligase activity.
ACCAUUCCUUCUACCACCAAGAUGGAGACUGAACAGCUGCAAAAGUUUGUUUUAAAUCAGUUAAACAGCCAGGAAGAGAUUAAAGACAGUAGAGAGUUGUACUAUCAACCAAUCAACAGAAAAUUGAACGAGCCUAAUGACAGCAAUAUCUUACAGUCUUCUCUUCAAGCUUUGCAAUCUAAAGAGAUGAUCGCUUACUCUAACUUGGAAACUUACGAUUACAAUCUCACUGAUGAAGCUAAUGAAUUGAUAGACAAAGGCAGUCAUGAAGCUAGAGUCUACCAUUCUUUAGAUUUUGAAGUCGGCUCAGAUGCUAAGGAGAUCAUACAGAAAGUUGGCCAGGUUUCCGCCAAAGUUGGUCAAGGUAGAGCUUUCAAAUUGGGCUGGAUUAAGAAGGUCGAUAACAAGUUCUUUAAAAAUGCCACUGAAAUACAAGAUGUUACAGUCAACAACUUGUUAGCAAUCAAGCAAUCAAACACUCUAUCCAACGAAAGCGACUUAACAGAACUUAAAAAGCGUAAAUUGAUCAAACCAAAGAAGCUUCUUCACUUUUCUAUCAAAAAAGGACCAAACUACGCUCCAGAGUUGAUUACUUUCGAAACCGAUUUAACCUCUGACAUGCUCCUCGACGGAAGCUGGAAACAAAAACAAUUCAAGAAGUACAACUUUGAUGCUGCAGGUAUCUUACCACAAGGUGGUGCUUUACAUCCACUCUUAAAGGUUAGAGAAGAGUUCAGAAAUAUCUUCUUUGAAAUGGGUUUCCAAGAAAUGCCUACGAAUCAAUUCGUUGAAUCAUGCUUUUGGAACUUUGAUUCAUUAUUCGUACCUCAACAACACGUCGCGAGAGAGUUACAAGAUACUUUCUACAUAAAAGAACCAAGAACUGCAAAUGUCUCUGAUAAAGAGUAUUACGACAAAGUUAAAACAGUCCACGAAAAUGGUGGAUUCGGUUCAAUCGGUUAUAGAGCACCAUUUAGUGAAGAUGAAACCAAGAGAUUGGUUUUGAGAACGCACACAACUGCAACUUCCGCUCAAUGUUUAUACAAAUUGGCUAAACAACCUGGUGGAUUCAAACCAUCAAAGUUAUUCUCAAUUGAUAGAGUAUUCAGAAAUGAAGCAGUCGAUGCAACUCAUUUAGCUGAAUUCCAUCAAGUUGAAGGUGUAAUAGCAGAUAAGAACAUCACUUUAGGUGAUUUAAUCGGAUUUAUGGAGGUCUUCUUUAAGAAAAUGGGAAUGUCGCAAUUAAGAUUCAAGCCUGCGUACAAUCCAUACACAGAACCUUCAUUGGAAAUUUUUGCUCACCAUGAUGGUUUAGGUAAAUGGGUUGAAAUUGGUAACUCUGGUAUGUUUAGACCUGAAAUGUUAGCACCAAUGGGAUUACCUGAUGAUGUUCACGUUUUGGGAUUCGGUUUGAGUUUAGAAAGACCAACUAUGAUAAAAUACGCUAUCAACAAUAUACGUGAUUUAGUCGGACAUAAAGUUGAUCUUGAUCAGGUUGAAAAGAGUGAAGCUGUUAGAUUCUAGACUUUCGAUUGUAGAUAUCUGUUUUGUUAUUUUUUCUAUACACAUAUUAAGCUUCUC